UGGAGUUGCAAAAUGUUCAACUCCAAACGAUGUUGGAGGUUGACUGUCGACUGCCACUUGCCUCUGCUCCCGCUUCCAUUAUGCGCUCAGCAUUACAAAGACUGGCUCAACCAAUCCUCCUCAGCGAUGCCAAUACCGCCCUAUACGCCGCCAAAGACACUCUGCUGCCCCCAGUACCGUUGUAUCGAAACUUGUUGCGCAUCCAUCGUAGGUUGCCGAUAGAGAUGCGUUCGUUGGGAGACGAUUAUGUAAAGUCCGAGUUUAAACGGCACAAGACGGCGGAUAAUCCUGUCCAUAUCAUGGGAUUUCUCGUCGAAUGGAACCGCUAUCUCGACCAGCUAGACGUGCAGCUCGGUGCUCCGGGGACCUUUAGAGGGAGGAAAAUGGACGAUACCAUGUUUGAAAAGUUGUACGAACUCAUGCACGCUUCCAAAGAUGUUUGGAAACCAGUGGAAAAAGAUGCAAAAAAGGAUUAG
Acaulospora colombiana is the source of this 476-nucleotide messenger RNA. Lineage: Eukaryota; Fungi; Glomeromycota; Glomeromycetes; Diversisporales; Acaulosporaceae. The record is from the annotation of a GenBank genome assembly.